Messenger RNA from Lemur catta (Ring-tailed lemur), 5930 nucleotides. It is a transcript of the gene DSEL, whose product is annotated as dermatan sulfate epimerase like. Gene Ontology annotation, molecular function: sulfotransferase activity; chondroitin-glucuronate 5-epimerase activity. The coding region runs from base 461 to 4099 and encodes 1212 amino acids. Lineage: Eukaryota; Metazoa; Chordata; Mammalia; Primates; Lemuridae. The record is from RefSeq and is a predicted model, not a curated record. The transcript has a single exon.
ACAUGCAUGGUGGGUUUAUUACCAGUGAUGCUUUUUUAUGCUAGGAGUGACUCUUAAUUUGAAUUUUGGAGUGCUUUUUAUCUUUUUUGCAAUUCGUGUUUCAACUCUUCAUGUUAAAUAGAUUCAUUUAAAGGAAGUAAAUGCUGAAUUUAUAAUAUUUCUUAACUGUACUGCUGUUCCCUGGAGAAACAGUAUGGAGAAAUUACAGACUAAAAUUCCCUGAAGUUUUAUUGCACGCAAAGCUGUGCCAGGGACACAGAUACGCAGUGUAAGUUUUCUCUCCUUGGCAACUGCACUUGAUUAGAAUGAACCGAACGUCAGCAGGAUUUCACAGCAUAUAAGAUUUGCAGUCUUUGUUUUAUCAAGGCCUUUAAUGUAUGUUUUAUAAUUACCAGAUGGGAAACACAUUGCGCACCAUGUUUGACAUGUAUGCCUAAGGAAAGGAACUCCCCCAUGGAUCAUGGCGUUAAUGUUUACAGGACAUUUCCUAUUCUUAGCAUUAUUGAUGUUUGGUUUUUCUACUUUUGAGGAAUCUGUGAACAAUUACUCUGAAUGGGCAGUUUUCACAGAUGAUAUAGAUCAGUUUAAAACACAGAAAGUACAAGAUUUCAGACCCAACCAAAAGCUGAAGAAAAGUAUGCUUCAUCCAAGUUUAUAUUUUGAUGCUGGAGAAAUCCAAGCAAUGAGACAACAGUCUCGCACAAGCCAUUUGCAUCUUUUUAGAGCUAUCAGAAGUGCAGUGACAGUUAUGCUGUCCAACCCUACAUACUACCUACCUCCACCCAAGCAUGCUGAUUUUGCUGCCAAGUGGAAUGAAAUUUAUGGUAACAAUCUGCCUCCGUUAGCAUUGUACUGUUUGUUAUGCCCAGAAGACAAAGUUGCCUUUGAAUUUGUCUUGGAAUAUAUGGACAGGAUGGUUGGCUACAAAGACUGGCUAGUUGAGAAUGCACCAGGAGAUGAGGUUCCAAUUGGCCAUUCCCUAACAGGUUUUGCAACUGCCUUUGACUUUUUAUAUAACUUAUUAGAUAAUAAUCGAAGACAAAAAUACCUAGAAAAAAUAUGGGUUAUUACUGAGGAAAUGUAUGAGUAUUCCAAGGUCCGCUCAUGGGGCAAACAGCUUCUCCAUAACCACCAAGCUACUAAUAUGAUAGCAUUACUCACAGGGGCCUUGGUGACAGGGGUAGAUAAAGAAUCUAAAGCAAAUAUAUGGAAACAGGUUGUAGUAGAUGUGAUGGAAAAGACAAUGUUUCUGUUGAAUCAUAUUGUUGAUGGUUCUUUGGAUGAAGGUGUGGCCUAUGGAAGCUACACAGCUAAAUCAGUCACACAGUAUGUUUUUCUGGCUCAACGCCAUUUUAAUAUCAACAACUUGGAGAAUAACUGGUUAAAAAUGCACUUUUGGUUCUAUUAUGCCACCCUUUUACCAGGCUUUCAAAGAACUGUGGGUAUAGCAGAUUCCAAUUAUAAUUGGUUUUAUGGUCCAGAAAGCCAGCUAGUUUUCUUGGAUAAGUUCAUCUUAAAAAAUGGAGCUGGAAAUUGGUUAGCUCAGCAAAUUAGAAAGCACCGACCUAAAGAUGGACCAAUGGUUCCUUCAACUGCCCAGAGGUGGAGUACUCUUCACACUGAAUACAUCUGGUAUGAUCCCCAGCUCACCCCACAGCCUCCUGCUGAAUAUGGCACUGCAAAAAUGCACACAUUCCCUAACUGGGGUGUUGUCACUUAUGGGGCUGGGUUGCCAAACACACAGACCAAUACCUUCGUGUCUUUUAAAUCUGGGAAACUAGGUGGACGAGCUGUGUAUGACAUAGUUCACUUUCAGCCAUACUCCUGGAUUGAUGGAUGGAGAAGCUUUAACCCAGGACAUGAACAUCCAGAUCAGAACUCAUUUACUUUUGCCCCCAAUGGGCAAGUAUUUGUUUCUGAGGCUCUCUAUGGACCCAAGUUGAGCCACCUUAAUAAUGUAUUGGUGUUUGCUCCAUCACCCUCAAGCCAGUGUAAUAAGCCCUGGGAAGGUCAACUGGGAGAAUGUGCACAGUGGCUCAAGUGGACUGGUGAGGAAGUUGGGGACGCAGCUGGGGAAAUUAUCACUGCCUCACAACAUGGGGAAAUGAUAUUUGUGAGUGGAGAAGCAGUGUCUGCUUAUUCUUCAGCAAUGAGACUAAAAAGUGUAUAUCGUGCUGUGCUUCUCUUAAAUUCUCAAACUCUGCUAGUUGUUGAUCACAUUGAGAGACAAGAAGAUUCCCCAAUAAAUUCUGUCAGUGCCUUCUUUCAUAAUCUGGACAUUGACUUUAAAUAUAUCCCAUAUAGGUUUAUGAAUAGGUAUAAUGGUGCCAUGAUGGAUGUAUGGGAUGCACACUACAAAAUGUUUUGGUUUGAUCAUCGUGGCAAUAGUCCCAUGGCUAGUAUACAGGAAGCAGAACAAGCUGCUGAAUUUAAGAAACGGUGGACUCAAUUUGUUAAUGUUACGUUUCAGAUGGAAUCGACAAUCACAAGAAUUGCAUAUAUCUUUUAUGGGCCAUAUGUCAAUGUUUCCAGCUGCAGAUUCAUUGAUAAUUCCAAUUCUGGCCUUCAGAUUUCUCUCAAUGUCAAUAAUACUGAACAUGUUGUUUCCAUUGUAACUGAUUACCAUAACCUGAAGACAAGAUUCAGUUACCUGGGAUUUGGUGGCUUUGCCAAUGUGGCUGAUCAAGGGCAAAUAACCCGAUUUGGUUUGGGCACUCAUGCAAUAGUAAAGCCUGUAAGACAUGAUAGAGUCAUCUUCCCAUUUGGAUUUAAAUUUAAUAUAGCUGUUGGAUUAAUUUUGUGCAUUAGCUUGGUGAUUUUAACUUUCCAAUGGCGGUUUUACCUUUCUUUUAGAAAGUUAAUGAGAUGGAUACUUAUACUUGUAAUUGCCUUGUGGUUUAUUGAGCUUCUGGAUGUGUGGAGCACUUGCACUCAGCCCAUCUGUGCAAAAUGGAGGAGGACAGAAGCCAAGACAAGCAAGAAGGCUUUGUCUUCAGAAGGUCACCACAUCGAUCUUCCUGAUGUUGUUAUUACCUCACUUCCUGGUUCAGGAGCUGAAAUUCUCAAACAACUUUUUUUCAACAGUAGUGAUUUUCUCUACAUCAGGGUUCCUACAGCCUACAUAGAUAUCCCUGAAACUGAAUUUGAAAUGGACACAUUUGUAGAUGCCUGUGAAUGGAAGGUGUCAGAUAUACGCAGUGGACAUUUUCGUUUACUCCGAGGAUGGUUGCAGUCUUUAGUCCAGGACACAAAACUGCAUUUGCAAAAUAUCCAUCUCCAUGAACCCAGUAGGGGUAAACUGGCCCAAUAUUUUACAAUGAAUAAGGACAAAAAAAGAAAAUCAAGAAGGAGAGAGUCUUUGCCAGAACAAAGAAAUAGAAUGAAAGGCGCCUUUGAUAGAGACGCUGAAUAUAUUAGGGCUUUGAGGAGACACCUGGUCUAUUAUCCAAGUGCACGUCCUGUGCUCAGUUUAAGCAGUGGAAGCUGGACAUUAAAGCUUCAUUUUUUUCAGGAAGUUUUAGGAACUUCGAUGAGGGCAUUGUACAUAGUAAGAGACCCUCGGGCAUGGAUUUAUUCAAUGCUGUACAGUAGUAAGCCAAGUCUUUACUCUUUGAAGAACGUACCAGAGCACUUAGCAAAAUUGUUUAAAACAGAGGGAGGUAAAGGCAAAUGUAACUUAAAUUCAGGCUAUGCUUUUGAGUAUGAAUCAUUGAGGAAAGAAUUAUCAAAAUCCAAAUCAAAUGCAGUCUCCCUGUUGUCUCAUUUGUGGCUAGCAAACACAGCAGCAGCAUUGAGAAUAAAUGCAGAUUUGCUGCCUACCAGCUACCAGCUGGUCAAGUUUGAAGAUAUUGUGCAUUUUCCUCAGAAAACCACUGAAAGGAUUUUUGCCUUUCUUGGAAUUCCUUUGUCUCCUGCUAGUUUAAACCAAAUAUUGUUUGCCACCUCCACAAACCUUUUUUACCUUCCUUAUGAAGGGGAAAUAUCACCAACUAAUAUUAAUGUUUGGAAACAGAAUUUGCCUAGAGAUGAAAUUAAAGUAAUUGAAAACAUCUGUUGGACACUGAUGGAUCAUCUAGGAUAUCCAAAGUUUAUGGACUAAAUGCUGCAGGUCAGCAGAAGUUUGCACUAAUACUUCCCAACCUACUUUGUGGAUAUGAAUUAGAAGAGUUUGUUUAUUCUUGUACUCCGUGUGUAUGUAUGUGUGUGGGUGUAUGUAUGUAUGUGUGUGUUUGGUCUGUUAUUUGCACAGAGAGAUUAUUUUAAGAAUCAGCACCAUAUUUGGCCUAGCAGGAUUUAUUUUUAUGGCACUACUUUCUUUGCCUUUGUUUCUGAAAUUUUUUCCCUAAAAUGUUUCUGCUAUACAGGUGUAGAUGAAGUUAUAUCAUGGGGGUCAGGAGAGAUGGGAAGAUUUUAAAGGUUUUUGUUUUACUCUCCUUCAUCUGUAACUGUGUUAAUCUAUCUUGGGACCUCAAACACUGCUAAAGGCCUUGCAAUUCCUGCUUUACCCAAGCAUCUCUUGCUUUCAAGAUGGACUACAAAAGUUCCUUAUCUUUUUGAAAAGGUCUUCUAACACACUUAUCUUGCACAAAGAAAAAGAAUUUCUUUUACUGUGUAUAAUGUUCAAUGAUAUCACUGGGGAAACGGUGAAAGCUCCUAUCAGAACUAUAGGAUUCCUUCUGCGGACGAUACAGUUGGAAGUACAGGAUGAAUAUGCUUUUUUGAGGUCAGAAACAGUGACCUGGAAAGCCUACUUAAAGUUUUUUUCCUUAGAAAUAAUAAGGAAUAAGUCUUUGAACGAUCUGAAUACCAAGGGCUGGUAGUUUAUUUUAGACAUGCUUGUCUGUUUUAAACUCUCUGUUUUUUGCCUCCCUGAAACUACAGCUGUUCACCAUCAUACCACUUCCACCCUAUCCUUUCUGUCACUGUCAAGCAAAACAAUCAGCAGUUACUAAUUGCUAAACUCUCAAUAUUUGUGGGGAUUUUUCCCCCAGAUGAUUAAUUUUUCACUAAAGACUGAAACAGACUUAGAAUCAAAUUUAUUUUUGUGGAAUUAACACUGUAUGACUCAAAGACAGCAGUGUCACUGCUGCCAGUGUUUUUUUAGACAAGAAACAGAAUUGGAAAACUGCCUGACUUAUCUUGCAUCCCUUUGAAUGAGUUUACAGACUGCCAGUGUCUGCGAAAGUUGAAAGCAAAUGGGAGAUGAUGUCAGAGGCAUCUGUUUCCUUUACCAUCUGCAUCUUAUUAUAAAUGUAGUCGUCAUAAAAUGUGGUUCAUUUUAUUUUGGUAGGCUCUGAAAUAAAAAUGCUAUGCCAUUGUAAGCCAGUGGAAUAAUUACAAUGUAUUGGAUGAAAACUAUUAGGCAGUGUCAAGACUUGAUGAAAAUCUCUGUACAGAUUGCAGUCUUCUUGAUGUUCCAAACUGUAGUUCCCCCAAGCUCUCUAACACUUGGGAGUCUGUCAUUCUGACCUAGAUAAAAGUGGUUCUUUCUCAGUGGUUUGUUAUUAUGUCAAAAUGUGCUUCCAGAGUGAUAAAGCUGUGGAUUUGUUACAUUCCAGCUAAACCUAACUUGGCUGUCAGUUUUUCUUCCAUUAUAGUGUGAGUGGAGACUGCUCUCCCUCCCCCACAUGUACUUCCUUCCCAUAGCUCUCAUGAUCUUUUCUCUAUAAUGUCAAAAUUAAUGAAAAUCAUAUGAAUAUAUUAAUAGGUUGGUAAGUCACUGAAGACCUGACUCUACACUCUUUUUCUCCAGGGAGAUCAUUCUUUCUAUCUCAGGGUUCCAUCAGUGAGCAUGUAAAAUGCUACAUGGAUGAUAACAAUAUUUCCUUUAUUGAUCGGAGUCACAGUGUUUACUUUCAAUUCCCAGGAUGUAUGAUCUUGAAUCAUAUCAAAUAAAAAGGCUCUGUUUUGGAAGCAGUAUUAGGUCUGAU